Molecule: messenger RNA, 1719 nt
Organism: Paraglomus occultum
Lineage: Eukaryota; Fungi; Glomeromycota; Glomeromycetes; Paraglomerales; Paraglomeraceae
Source: the annotation of a GenBank genome assembly
AUGUCUACUGAUUCAACUGAAGUUAUUGAUCAGCAAGCUGUAGAAGGCACUUCUGGCCCAACGAAUGACCAAACGUUCCGUCGCAAUGGACGACGUGGAAAAGGAGGCCACCGAGGAAGACAGCCUCAGCGUGCGAAUGGCCGAGGCAAUAGAGAGUUGGAGAGCGAAAACUCUGCAAGAUUGGAUCAAGCUCCUGCGGAACCAGCUAACGAACCAAGGCCCAAAUCCAAGGGUAAUGAGAAUGAAGGCAGCGAAGGUGAAAAGAAAGAGAAUGCAAACGAAUGCCAUAUUUGUGCUGAAAGAAUUGUCUACUAUGCUGUUGAACAGCAAGCUGUAAUCAUCACCAGCGAUCCGGAAAAGCCGUAUCAGGAUUACAAAUUUGCAGAUUUGCCAUAUACCGAUCAUAAACUGAAAUUAUCUUUUGAAAAUAAGGAAAUGUAUGAUGAAACCGAAAAGUUACUCAGAUUCAAUUGCCCUUCACCCAAUUGCGACGCUGAAUGCUGCGACGGCUGGCAGGCAUUAAAAAAGCACGUCAAGAAAGUACACAAUAUGUCGAUGUGCGAUAUAUGUGUUAGCAACAAAAAAGCCUUUGCUCAUGAACACACUCUCUAUACUACUCGCCAGCUUGAGAGACAUUGUAGAGUUGGCGACCAAAAUGUAGUAUCUGGGUUUAAAGGACAUCCCAAAUGCGAGUUUUGUGAAAUAGCAUUUUACGACAGCGAUCAAUUAUAUGUGCACUGCAGAGAUCGUCAUGAAGAAUGUCAUAUAUGCGUGAGGAAUGGAAUCAGACAUGCGUACUAUGAGAAUUAUGAUUUGCUAGAACAACAUUACAAGAAAGAACACUAUUUAUGUCUGGACAAAGAAUGCUUGGCUCGAAAAUUUGUUGUGUUUGCAACAGAUAUUGAUUUAAAAGCGCACGAAAUAGACGUACAUGGAUCGAGCAUCAGUGGGCAGAAAGCUAAAUUUGAAUCACGGCGAAUAGAAAUAAAUUACAUAUAUGAUGAUCAACUUGCUCGAGCGAGGGGUCGACAUAGGGAUCGAGAAAGACAACAGUUAGAUGGCCCUUCCAGACAGACCAGAAACCUAGAAAUCAACCACGCAAGAGCAGGAAACGCGCUGAGAAGCAUCACCCCUGAUGGUAUAAGCAACCCGAUAGACGAACUUUCACCGCCGCCUGCUCGUCCUAAUCAACCUAUUCAAGUACGGGAAGAAGAAUUUCCUACUCUCAGCUCGGUUGUCCGACCAUCCGGCACUGGAAACGCGAACGCGAAUAUUAAUUCUGGCGUAAAAGCACAGACUACCAGUAAAGUAAAUUCUACUAAUAUCGGUAAAGGCAAGCGAAGCGGCAUUAAUGGGCAAGACAGAAGUAAUGAACAAGGUGGAAGCAGUGAACAGGGGGCACCAUUGCCCAACAAUACGGGAUCGUCAUCGAGAGUCUCAUUAGAGUCGAGUGCAAAACGUCAAGAGACUUCUUCAAACUCUGUAUCCGCGAAAAAGAAAGGGAAAGGGAAGGCACCAGUUCAACCAUUAGAAGAUUUCCCAUCUCUUCCAUCGAUUCCAAAACAAAAGUCGCGAGGUUCGAAAAUCAAUAACGCUAACGGUGCCUGGGGGCAGGGAGGAAUGUCUGGAAAUGUAAAUGAUACUAGAAAUAAUGAGCCGUCGGAGAGCAAUAUCAAAAAGAAACCGAAUAAGAAAGUUGUAUUGUUUCGUCUUGGUUAA